Messenger RNA from Scutellospora calospora, 591 nucleotides. Lineage: Eukaryota; Fungi; Glomeromycota; Glomeromycetes; Diversisporales; Gigasporaceae. The record is from the annotation of a GenBank genome assembly.
AUGGCUGUUAAAAAUAAACCCGGAUCUUCAAAUUCAAAUCCAACGAACUUGAUAACAGGAACCACUGUUUUACCUAUUGCUCGCGUAAAACGCAUUAUUAAAGAAGAUGACGACGUAACGAUGUGCGCUGCUGACGCGACAUUCGUAAUAGCCGUUGCGGCGGAGCUUUUUAUAGGCCAUUUCGUAAAACAAGGUUUAGAACAAGCAAAUGCUGAAAGUAGAAACAAAGUUCUUUAUCAAGAUUUGGCCAACGCAGUGAAGGAUCACGAAUAUUUAGAGUUCUUGCAAGCCUUUAAAACAUAUAACGAUGCUAUGAAGCAAAACAAUUCCACUAGGACACUUGAUAAAACAAAUAGUGCUUAUAAUAGUGAAGAAUCAAGUGAUGAUAAUUGCGAAGGAAAUGGUACUAAUAUUGGUCGUCAUGAUAAUGAAGAGGGUCCAAGCAAUGACGAUCUAGAUAUGGUUUAUGAAAGUGGUCAAGAUAUGAGCGAAAUUGAUAAGCCCAAGCACAUUGCGAAAACCGUCCGACCUUCUACUACUAAAGAACUUGGACCUAUUCAAGCUAAACAGUUAGCAAUGAAACUUAUUUAA